Hordeum vulgare subsp. vulgare (domesticated barley) is the source of this 1316-nucleotide messenger RNA. RefSeq names its product anthocyanidin reductase ((2S)-flavan-3-ol-forming)-like. The transcript has 6 exons. Bases 178 to 1200 code for a protein of 340 amino acids. Lineage: Eukaryota; Viridiplantae; Streptophyta; Magnoliopsida; Poales; Poaceae. The record is from RefSeq and is a predicted model, not a curated record. Gene Ontology annotation, molecular function: oxidoreductase activity, acting on the CH-OH group of donors, NAD or NADP as acceptor.
UAAUACUAGCCAGCGACUUGUCUAGUGCGGGUUCCUCUUUCGCAGGUUGCAGGCCAUUAUAGUGUGCCAACAACCACUCCAGAGGAACUACCUCAUAACCUCUGUUCUUGAAGCGAGGUGAGCGAGCGAAUCAUACUUGUCUUUUGCACGAGAGGUACGAUCGAGUACUGGCCGGCGAUGUCGUCCGCUGAGGGAAGGAAGACGGCGUGCGUCACCGGAGGGAGCGGCUACAUCGCCUCGGCGCUCAUCAAGCUGUUGCUCGAGAAAGGCUACGCUGUCAAGACCACGGUCAGAGACCCCGAUGACACGGAGAAGAAUUCCCACCUCAAGGACUUGCAAGCACUUGGCCCCUUGGAGAUCAUCCGUGCCCGGCUGGAUCAAGAAGGAAGCUUCGACGAUGCAGUUUCCGGCUGCGACUACGCCUUCCUCGUCGCCGCCCCGAUGAACAUCGGCUCAGCAGAUCCCGAGAGGGAUCUGAUCGAGCCGGCCGUGCAAGGAACACUCAACGUGAUGAGAUCGUGCGUGAGAGCCGGGACGGUGAAGCGGGUGAUCCUGACGUCGUCGGAUGCCGGGGUGUCCAGGAGGCCGCUGCAGGGCGGCGGCCACGUGCUGGAUCUGGACGAGGGCUCCUGGUCCGACGUCGAGUACCUCAGAGCCAACAAGCCACCAACUUGGGACUACGCGGUGUCCAAGGUGCUUCUGGAGAAGGCGGCGAUCGAAUUCGCCGAGGACAACGGCAUCAGCCUUGUCACCGUGUUGCCCGUGUUCACCUUGGGCGCGGCGCCGGUCUCCAAGGCCAGAACCAGCGUCCCCGUCACCCUCUCCCUCUUGUCUGGCGAUGUGACACAGCUGGACAUCCUGAUAGGCCUGCAGUCGGUCACCGACUCCGUGUCGAUAUGCCACGUGGAUGACCUCUGUCACGCCGAGGUGUUUGUAGCCGAGAAUGAGUCGUCGGCGGGCAGGUAUAUUUGCUGCAGCCACAACACCACCCUCGUGCAGCUCGCCCAUCUCCUAGCCGAGAAGUACCCACGGUACAACGUGAAACCUGAACGAUUUGCUGGGUCCCAUGAGAAGCCGAGAGUGUGUUUAUCGUCUCAGAAGCUCAUUGGGGAAGGGUUCGAGUUCAAGCGCAAUGACCUAGGCGAGAUCUUCGACGACCUCGUUGAGUACGGCAGGACCACGGGGAUCCUUCAGCACUGAUAUAUGUAUGUUGGAUGCAGAUGGAUAUGUAACUGGAUCAAAACAAUGCCGUGUAGGCUGAAAACCCCAUGCUUGUAUUUUGAUGUGUUAUGAUGUUAAUUACUUCUUGCCCUAUG